This is a messenger RNA of Suncus etruscus (white-toothed pygmy shrew), 1831 nucleotides long. RefSeq names its product eukaryotic translation initiation factor 4E (gene EIF4E). The coding region runs from base 23 to 676 and encodes 217 amino acids. The transcript has 7 exons. Gene Ontology annotation, biological process: translational initiation. NCBI's taxonomy places the organism in Eukaryota, Metazoa, Chordata, Mammalia, Eulipotyphla, Soricidae. The record is from RefSeq and is a predicted model, not a curated record. Gene Ontology annotation, molecular function: RNA 7-methylguanosine cap binding; translation initiation factor activity. Gene Ontology annotation, cellular component: cytoplasm; eukaryotic translation initiation factor 4F complex.
CGUGCGGCCACAGCGAGCUAAGAUGGCGACCGUGGACCCGGAAACCACCCCUACUCCUAAUCCCCCACCUCCAGAAGAAGAGAAAACAGAAUCUAAUCAGGAGGUUGCUAAUCCAGAACAUUAUAUUAAACAUCCUUUACAGAACAGAUGGGCACUCUGGUUUUUUAAAAAUGAUAAAAGCAAAACUUGGCAAGCAAAUCUACGGCUGAUCUCUAAGUUUGAUACUGUUGAAGACUUUUGGGCUUUAUACAACCAUAUCCAGUUAUCUAGUAAUUUAAUGCCUGGCUGUGACUACUCACUUUUUAAGGAUGGUAUUGAGCCUAUGUGGGAAGAUGAGAAAAACAAACGAGGGGGACGAUGGUUAAUUACAUUGAACAAACAGCAGAGAAGAAGUGACCUUGAUCGCUUCUGGCUAGAAACACUGCUGUGCCUUAUUGGAGAAUCUUUCGAUGAUUACAGUGAUGAUGUGUGUGGAGCCGUUGUUAAUGUUAGAGCUAAAGGUGACAAGAUAGCAAUAUGGACUACUGAAUGUGAAAACAGAGAGGCGGUCACACAUAUAGGGAGGGUAUACAAGGAAAGGCUAGGACUUCCUCCAAAGAUAGUUAUUGGUUAUCAGUCCCAUGCAGACACAGCUACUAAGAGCGGCUCUACCACUAAAAAUAGAUUUGUUGUUUAAGAAGACACCUUCUGAGUAUUCUCAUAGGAGACUGCGUCAAGCAAUCGAGAUUUGGGAGCUGAACCAAAGCCUCUUCAAAAGCAGAGUGGACUGCAUUUAAAUUUGAUUUCCAUCUAAAUGUUGCUAGAUAUAAGAGAAGUCUCUUUCGCCUUUGUCUUGUACUUUUGUUUUUGUUUUUAGGUUUUGUUCUGUUUUUUUUGUUUUUGUUUUUGUUUUUUUUAAUUUUGGCUAGUGUCCACUAUUCCCAAUCAAAGAAUUACAGUACACAUCAUCCCUAGAAUCCAUAAAUGUGUUCCUGGCUCACUGUGUUAUAGUUUAGUAGAAUUAACAUGACAGGUACAUUCUAACCAUCCAAAAUACUGAGAAAAAUCCAACAACUUGCGUUCUCAUAUUUUACAGGAAAAAAAUUGUUAAUGUUCUAUUGUAUUUGGAGCUUAUUUGCUGGUUUAAGAAGAGAGUGAUGCAUCCAGUCUUUUUCUCUUUUAUGGCAUUGUCUCUGCUGUGCUCUUGCUGAUGGCUGCUAGAUUUUAAUUUAUUGGUUUCCCUACUGAUAACAUUAGUGAUUCUGAUUUCAGGUUUUCAUUUCGUUUUGCUUUUGGUUUUCCUCAUGUAACAUUGGUAAAGGAUCCAGGAAUAUGACACAAAGGUGGAAUAAACAUAAUUUUGUGCAUUCUUUGGUAAUUUUUUGUUUUUUUGUAACUACAAGGCUUUGCUACAAGUUUGUGCAUUUCAUUCAAAUCAGUGAUCUAUGUUUGUGUGAUUUCUUAAACAUAAUUGUGGAUUAUAAAAAAAUGUAACAUCAUAAUUACAUUCCUAAUUAGAAUUAGUAUGUUUUUGUAUCUUUAUGCUGUAUUUUAACAAUUUGUAUUUACUUAGGUUAUUUUGCUUUGGUUAAAAAUGGCUCAAGUAGAAAAGCGGUCCCAUUCAUAUUAAGACAGUGUACAAAACUGUAAAUAAAAUGUGUACAGUGAAUUGUCUUUUUAGACAACUAGAUUUGUCAUUUAUUUCUCCCAUCUCUACUUAGAAGGAAUAUGUACUGGUUGCAAGGCAGUUUUUCUGGUGUCUCCCUUUGAGCAGCAGUCGAGCAUUCGAUUGAUUACUAUGUUGAUUACAAGUUUUAAUAAAUUGAAUAGGUAGUAUGAUUAUGGAAUUAAA